AUGCUGUCGGUGUCCGACCCGGGGAUGUAUCUCGGGCUGCCUGCUAUUUGGGGAAAAUCUAAGCGUAACAACCUUGCUUUUGUGAAAGGGAGAGGUGACGGUGGAGGACAUCGAAGGAUACAUUGGGUGAAUUGGGAUACUCUGGGUCGGCCUAAGUGUGAGAGGGGUUUGGGAUUUCAGAAUUUCCAGGACUUCAAUGAUGCGUUGCUGGUUAAACAAUGCUGGCGUUUGUUUCUUAAUCCUACUUCCCUGUGGGCUCAGACUCUUAAGGCACGGACUGAUCGAGGCUUCUUUCUAUCAUUGCUUUCUCUUGCUGGUACAUUUGGAAAGCUAGAUGUCCCUUUGUCCCGCUUCCAGCCUUCCUCCAAUCCGGAUCCUCGUUGGUCCCCCCCAACUGCUUCCUUCAUCAAAAUUAAUGUUGAUGCAAGCUGGUUUCAAAUGGAUGGUAAGGCUACGUUGGCAGCGGUGCUGCGGGAUCAUAAUGGGCAGUUUGUAGCGGCCCACAAGUUGUCUAUUGGAGCUCUGUCGGUGGUGUUCGCUGAAGCAAUGGCGUUGCUCAAGGGCUGUAAGUUGGCGGCGGAGCUAGGCUUCCGAUGGAUUGUUGCGGAAUCGGAUUCGCUUGAGGUGGUCUCCUCCUUGAAGGGUGAUAUUUCUAAUGGCAGCUGGGAAGUAUUCCCAAUCCUAGAAAAUACAUUGAUGUUGGGGAAUUCUUUUCAGGGCUGUCGCUGGUCUUGGGUUCCAAGACUGGACAAUCAGUCGGCGGACCGUCUAGCGUCGAGGACUAAUUUGGAGAUGUGCGGUAAAACUUGGGACCGGCGACCCCCAUCUUCGUUGGUUCACAUUCUCAACAAAGAUGGACUUCCUUGCCCUCCGUAA
Malus domestica (apple) is the source of this 876-nucleotide messenger RNA. NCBI's taxonomy places the organism in Eukaryota, Viridiplantae, Streptophyta, Magnoliopsida, Rosales, Rosaceae. The record is from RefSeq and is a predicted model, not a curated record.